Carica papaya (papaya) is the source of this 3378-nucleotide messenger RNA. Its product is annotated as Phototropic-responsive NPH3 family protein. Gene Ontology annotation, molecular function: protein binding. The record is from RefSeq and is a predicted model, not a curated record. NCBI's taxonomy places the organism in Eukaryota, Viridiplantae, Streptophyta, Magnoliopsida, Brassicales, Caricaceae.
ACUCAAUUCUUUUGGUUGAUAUUACAGGCGACUACAAUGGUUGCCACCAUGACGUAAGCACCAAAAGUGCUCUCUUUCUGCUCCCCCGAUCUCUUCUGUCCACUUAAUUUCACUUGCGGGCAAAGAAAGCUCGAGUUUUUUUUUUGUUUUCUUUUUCUUUUUUUUUUAAGGGAGAAAAGAAAAUCUUGUAAAGGUUUUGAGUAGAAGAAGAAGAAGAAGAAUAGUUGUAAUAUUAGCAGUCUCCAAUGACAGUUUGUCAUAGCUACUUUUUCCUUCAUCAUUUCCCUUGUCUCCAUGUCUCUCGUGUCUCUUUCCCUUUUUCCCUUGCCGGCUAUGAACGCGUUUCGUUCUUUUUUCUUUUCUAUUUUGUUUUGCUUUUUCUCUGGGUGGUGAAUAGUAAAUUUAUAGACCCACUACUUUGAAUCUCUCACCAAAUGUUUUAUCAUUUUCUUACUGUGAUAAUGGUUUUUUACUUUUGCCGGUCAAGUGUCAUGAUCCAUUGUGGUUCCCUCUGUUUUCUAUUAUUUCUAUAUAAUAUAAUAGUAUACAAGUUCACCUUCUGUUUCUCUAGUCGUGUUUCUUUCUUUUUGUUGGUGGGUAUCGUGGUGUAUGGUCCAUGAUACUUCUUGUUGUUGUUCUCGGUUGUGGUAGCAUUGUGGGGUGUACACAAACAGGCACUUGGGUUCUUUGCUCUGAGCUGUAAAGUCCACCUACUGAGUCUUCUCCUUUGACCCUUUUAGCUCUUUUUCUAUGGCCGUUUGAUUCCAUUUUCUCCCUUUAAUUUGAAUUUCAAUCGUGAUGAAGUGGUAACACUGCUGGUUUUCUUGAGGGUUUGGUUUGAUCUUCGAUGGGUGUUUUUGGAUUUGUUGUAUACCAUAAUUGAAGUUGUGCCUUUCUUCUUCCCUCUUCCAUGGCGCCUGCUGGAAAGGUCACCGAGUUCCGCAAGGAAGGAAAUGACUGGUUCUGCAGUGCAGGGUUGCCAAGUGACAUCACUGUAGUUGUGGAUGGUGUAAAUUUUCAUCUUCAUAAGUUUCCGCUCAUAUCAAGAUGUGGAAGAAUAGCACGAAUAUAUGAAGAUUUGAGAAAUACCUGUGAAAAGAAUUCUACCACAGCACUUGAAGAAUUCCCUGGCGGCCCUGGCACUUUUUUUAUUGUUGCUAAAUUCUGCUAUGGUGCUCGCGUGGAAUUCACAUCAAGAAACAUAGCUUUGGUUUAUUGUGCAGCCGACUACCUUGAAAUGACAAAUGAAUAUGGGGAGGAUAACUUGCUUUCUAAGUCUGAAAGUUUCUUCCGCAGGAAUGUACUUUGCAACUGGAAGGACACUAUAUUGUGUCUUCAAAGUUCCGAAUCUGUUUUGCUGAGGGCUGACAAGCUUCAGAUGGUAAGCAAAUGUUUGAGUGCUCUAUCUGUUAUGGUUUGCACAGAUCCUAGUUUGUUUGGAUGGCCCAUGAUGAUGUAUGGUAGUCGACAGAGUCCUGGUGGAAGUAUACUGUGGAAUGGAAUAAAUACAGGAGCUAGAAUCCGAAGCUCUGAAUCUGACUGGUGGUUCGAGGAUGUCUCUUAUCUCAGUAUGAGUAUGUUUGGAAGACUCAUCAAGACCAUGGAAGCAAGGGGCAUAAGACCUGAAAAUUUGGCUGCUGCCAUAAUGUAUUACGCUAGAAAGUAUAUACCAGGUCUGAGCCGAUGGCAGAAUGAAAAGAGUGGCAGAACUAGAACAGUUGCAAGUUUUAGCCUAACACCUGCUUCUGUUGAUCAAAAGGUUUUGCUGGAAACAAUUGAAAACUUUCUCCCACAAAAGAAGGGCAAGUCCUUCUGCCGUUUUCUUUUGGGACUUCUUCGUGUUGCACUUAUAUUAGGUGUCAAUGAAACAUGUAGGAAUUCUCUAGAGAGGAGAAUUGGGAUGCAGCUGGAGCUGGCAACCCUAGAUGGUCUCUUGAUUCCCACUUAUUCGGAUUCUGAUACUCUCUACGAUACAGAUUGUGUUGAACGGGUCGUCCAUCAUUUUAGGUCCUCUGAGGCAGGGUUGACAUCAUUUUCCCCAUUGGCAGUGGAUCCAGAAACAUCGCCUUCAUCAGAACCUUUACAAAAAGUUGCUAGAUUGAUAGAUAACUAUAUUGCCGAGGUUGCUUCUGAUGUAAAUUUGAAACCAGUAAAGAUAAGAUCCCUUGCAGAGGCUCUUCCAGAAAUUUCAAGACCUUUGCAUGAUGGUCUAUACAGAGCACUUGAUAUUUAUUUCAAGGCACACCCAUGGCUAUCAGAGAAGGAUAAAGAAGAGCUUUGCAACAUUAUUGACUAUCAGAAACUGUCCAUAGAUGCCUGUGCUCAUGCUUCCCAAAAUGAAAGGUUGCCACUUAGAGUCAUUCUCCAGGUGCUGUUUUUUGAGCAGAUGCAUCUGAGAACUGCUCUAGCUAGCUGUCUCAAUGUCUUGGACACUGUAAGUGCUCCAGCAGGUGCUGCCAUCACUAUCCCAAGUGACGCAGCAGGCCAGAUUGUUCAGAGAGAUGGGUGGGUGACAGUUGUUCGUGAGAACCAGGUUUUAAAGGGAGACAUGGAAAAGAUGAGGUCUAGAGUUGGGGAACUUGAACAAGAAUUUGGUAAAAUAAAACUAGAGAUGAAAAGAGUCAGUACAUCACAUACUUCUCUAAGUUCACCUCACUUGGUUGCCAAGAAAAUAGGGUGCAAGCUUCUUCCGAGAUCCUUGGAUGCCCAGGCAGAUAUUGUUGAAAGCACUGGACCCACUCCAAGAGCAUCCGUUGAGCAAUCACGCACAUCUCGUCAUUCUAGACACAGGAAAAGUUUCUCACUGUUUUGAGAGCUAACAAAAUGAAGUCAUCAUCCAUGUUUGAUGCCAUACAAGACAGAUACAAAAGAGAUAGAGUCUUGCUUCUCGUGGAACUUGGCUUUGGCAAGCACAGGAAAUAGGCCAAUAGCUCCUCCCCAUGCUAACCAAAAGGUAUACUUACACUUGAAAGGUAGAGUUGGAAGCUGUUGAUUGUUGGACCCAAAAAUUGAAUAUGAAGGCUGUCACUGAAAGUAUAAUGCUGCAAAGCAAAUUGAUAUCUGAUGGGCAGACAGGUCCAAUCUUGACAUAAUUUGAGGAGGGAGCUAUCAUACAUGUAAAUAGGCCAAAAUUUCACUUGCAGGCGGAGUAUAUGAUUUGUUUUAAUUUGUCGUGUGAUUCUUGGGUUAUACAUGUACAGCUUUGUGAAUCAAGAUGAAAGUUGAGGUUGUAGAAUUCAUGUUGCUGUUUAUGUACAGAUAUUCAACUCAUCUCAAGCUCUUUCUUCGUCAAUUGUAUUCUUCCAAUGUUUGGCAUUAAAAAAAGAGGCUUUUGAAUUUGUUGCUCUUUAUGUUCAGGUUCAUGGGCAAUUCUGAAUC